This is a messenger RNA of Eupeodes corollae, 959 nucleotides long. RefSeq names its product UMP-CMP kinase-like. Gene Ontology annotation, molecular function: ATP binding; UMP kinase activity. Gene Ontology annotation, biological process: CDP biosynthetic process; 'de novo' pyrimidine nucleobase biosynthetic process; UDP biosynthetic process. Lineage: Eukaryota; Metazoa; Arthropoda; Insecta; Diptera; Syrphidae. Gene Ontology annotation, cellular component: nucleus; cytoplasm. The transcript has a single exon. The record is from RefSeq and is a predicted model, not a curated record. Bases 239 to 826 code for a protein of 195 amino acids.
CUCCCAUUCACAAAAGUUAAGAUUAGAAAAUCAAAAUAAAAGAUAGAUAGGAUCGAUAGAUACAAAAUAAUUUUUAUCGCGAUCGUUGGUUAUUCAAGUGCAACGUCCAUUUGAAAUUACUUCAUUGAUUUACUUAUAUAUUUGUAUUAUUUUUUUUUUGUUUAAAGUACAAAGUCCCACUCCUUACUGCAUAAAUUGAUUUUCAAAUUCAAAUCCUCCCAACAACAAAAUUAUCAUUAUGUCGGAAUCUGAGUCAAAACCCAAAGUAAUAUUCGUUCUUGGGCCACCCGGCGCUGGCAAGGGAACCAUUUGUCAACGUUUAGUGAAUAAAUUCGGCUUUGGUCAUUAUUCCGCAGGGGAUUUGUUACGCGAUGAAAGUAUGCGUCCCGAUUCUAAGGUGGGGCCGCUCAUUAAAGAAUACAUGAAAGAUGGCAAAAUAGUUCCUGUAGAAAUUUCAUGUUCACUCAUUGAAAAUGCAAUGAAAACUUCCGGCAAAAAUAAAUUUCUCAUUGAUGGGUUCCCCCGAAAUCAAGACAACGUCGACGGUUGGAAUAGAACAAUGGCCGACAAAGUUAAUUUUCAAUUUAUAAUGUUUUUCGAUUGUUCUGAGGAAUUGUGCAUUCAACGUUGUUUGAAACGUGGCGAAUCGAGUGGUAGGUGCGAUGAUAAUAUGGAGACUUUAAAGAAACGUAUUGCUUCUCACAUUAAGGAUUCACUUCCAAUCAUUGAAAUUUAUAAGAAGAUGGGAAGUGUUAUUAAAAUCGAUGCUAGUACACAUUUGGAAGUCAUGUACAAAGAGGUGGAAAAAGUUGUUGAAAACUUGUAGAUUGGAUGGAUUUUUAAAGUCUUGUAUAAUAAGUAAGCUAAGUACCUAAACAUUUUAAGAUACAAACAAAUAUUGAUGUUAAUGUUUUUAUGUUAUUUAUGGAAUAAAGAUAUGGUUUGAAAAGUGGAACAAA